Molecule: messenger RNA, 2288 nt
Organism: Paramisgurnus dabryanus
Lineage: Eukaryota; Metazoa; Chordata; Actinopteri; Cypriniformes; Cobitidae
Source: RefSeq, a predicted model, not a curated record
UUACUUUUUGUGGUACGUCCCAUUCGCGUGCGCACGCAAGCGUUCGUUGCGCAGAGCGAUGAGAGCAUGACAUCAAAGUACCGCGAGAGCGAUUUAAAACUGUGCUCUCGCGGUACUUCGUGUCAUAUUUAGAUCGUGCUGCGCAGCACCAACAGUUAACUUACUUGCAUGUGGUCGUACAAAAGUAAAUACUUUACCUUAUCUGUAUGAUGUUAUGUCUUUGUAGACAUCGAUGCAUCGUUCACAUUGUUCAUCGCAUUUGGUCGCAUUGAACCACAAACCCGCGAGCAGCCUAUCCACGAGACGACAAAGAAACGCGUUUUUCGCAGGACUCUUAACUUUUAAACAAUGAAGACAUGGAGCAGCGUCUGCUGGAGGAAGGUUUGGACCCUUCAGCAUCCAGUGAUGAGCGACUCUCUUUGCUGUGGGAUCUUCUCGUGAGAACUGAAGAGACUGUCAGCUCUCUUAACCAAAGCAUACAAGAUCUCCACAAACAACACAACGCUGAAAUUCAAAAGGUUCAACAAUAUGUCAAUGAAAUUAAGAGUCUCACAAAGACACGAGAUUCUGUGGCUUUAGAUCUUGAGCGGGAGAAUGAAACGCUCCGCGUGACUCUGGAUGAGAUCCAACUGCAGAAAGAGGCACAGAAGAGCGAGAUCACUGAGAUGUUAUUGCAGGAAGGUCUAGCUGAUAUUCUUCCCAUGAGCCUCAGCGAGCAAGUAGCUUAUAUCCUCGCAGACAGAGCAUCACUGCUGGAGAAAAUACAGACCAGGACUGACAUGGAUUCAAAGACUAUAGGGCAUCCUAUGGAGUCAACGUCACAAGGAGAAACUGUAGUCAAGGUGGAGCCACUGCAAGGUCAAAGCCCUUGGAAGAAGCUCAUGGGACUCCGAAAAGCAGCUCAGACUAAACAUAAAUUAAUGCCUGGUACCGACUCACGGUACACCGAAGACAGCAAUCCGAAGGGUCGAAGCCUGCAAGAACUGGAGCGAGACGUGGAGGAAGCAUCUGCCCGGCUUGCCAUGGCCCACAAAGAGAUCCGCAGGCUCACCGAUGAGCUCGAGUCUGCUCAACUGACCCAAAAGGCCUUUGAACCAGAGCUGCAGGAAGCUCAGAUGGAGGUUGAACAUCUCAGACGGGAAGUGGAGAAACUGAAGCGAUGUGAACUGGCUGAGCUACGAAAGACUAAAGAAAGAAAUGGAAAACUAGAGGAAGAGUUGUGCCAUAUGAGGGAGACAAAAAGGCUACAGACGGAGCAUCUACGAUUCCUAGAGCGUGAAGCUGCCGAUGCCACCGCCAAUUCACCAAGAGACAAGAAAUCACAGGAAGAGGACAUUCAUAAAUGGUGUCUUGAAGACAUGAAGGAGAGAUUAAACAUGAUCAGAGAUCUGACACAGAUCACCCUGAAGCUCCAGGUGGAGUUUGAGAUGGAAACGGACCUGCGGAGGAGGACAGAGGAAGAGUGUGAAGAACACAGGAGGAAGAGGACCGAGGCAGAGCAGCUGGCACAAAACUUCCAGAACCUCUGCGAGAAGCAGGCAGAAGAUUACAGGAACACCAUUGGUGGACUUCAGGUGGAGAUCAAAAAGUUGGUGAUUAAAUUACAAAAGCUAGAGACUCAGGAAGUGGAAAGACAUCGUGAAGAACACCUGAAGCAGCAGCUUGAGGAAAACAUUAAAGAUUUGGAGAAGCGACUGAGCAGCGGUCAACAAGAGACAGAAUCUCUCAAGACAGAACUCAAGCUCGCCCUUGUUAGCAUAGACACCCAGAGAAGUAAAUAUAACGACAAACAGAUCCGUUACAAAAACAAGCUGAGCCGAGCCAAAGCUGUGUACGUGAGGGAAACAGGGUGGCGUAAUGAAAAAAUUAAAGACCUGGAGAAAGAGAUUUAUAUUGUCAAGAAGCAGGAAGAGAAGAUGACGGACAUGAUGAAUCUGGUUACAUCUGAAAAUGAGGCUUUGCUUCACAACAAAACAGAUCUUCUCAAUCAACUCCACGAUUUGGAAGAAGGGCGAAAAAACGCUUUGGAUACAAUUUCCAUCAUGCAGAUGAGAAUGAAUUUGCUUGAAGAAGAAAAUGCUCGACUACAACAAACAGCAGCACAAAUGUCUGAACGCAUUGAAUGUCUGAUGAUACUGGCUGAGACAGACUGUAGCGACGUCACCGCUGAGAGUCGAGUCAUCGAGGGCCAAGAUCAAACCACUCUCCCCACAUAAAUCCAUAAAACUAUUUUUCCUUUCAAUUUUAAAAUAUUACUUUUUUGUUAUUUGCAUUUCAAUAAAUCUAUU